AUGACUGCGGCGGGUGUUUUCGUGCUCCUCUCCUUCGCACUUUGCUGCAUCCCAGAUGCUGCCUUUGGGAUUGAGGUGGACUGCAGCACGUAUCCCAACACUACAAAUGAGGAAGGCAAAGAGGUGUUGGUGUGCAGCGAGGCCGUCAGCCCCAUCUGCGGUUCUGAUGGAGUCACCUACGGCAACGAGUGCUUGCUCUGUGCCUACAACAUAGAAUACGGAACCAAUGUCAGCAAAGACCACGAUGGAGAAUGCAAGGAAGUUGUCCCUGUGGACUGCAGUAGGUACCCCAACACAACAAGUGAGGAAGGCAAAGUGGCGCUGCUCUGCAACAAAGACCUCAACCCCAUCUGUGGUACCGACUGGGUCACCUACGACAACGAGUGCCUGCUGUGUGCCCGUAACCUAGAGGCUGGAACCAGUGUUGGCAAGAAGAAUGACGGUGAAUGUAAGAAGGAAAUUGUCACAGUUGACUGCAGUGACUACCCUAAACCUGUCUGCUCACUUGACUACAUGCCUCUCUGUGGCUCGGACAACACAACAUACAACAAUAAGUGUAACUUCUGCAACGCAGUCGUAGACAGCAAUGGGACUAUCACUUUAAGCCAUUUUGGAAAAUGCUGAGUAUCAGUGCUGAGAGAAUUCAUCACAGGAUCCCCACCGGCAAAUCCCAGCUAAAGACCUCACCUCAGUUCAUCUCACCCUCUGGGGAACUCAGCUCACUCCUGAUUUUCUUUCUCAAUAAACUAAAUCAGCAACA
This is a messenger RNA of Pipra filicauda (Wire-tailed manakin), 760 nucleotides long. RefSeq names its product ovomucoid-like. Gene Ontology annotation, molecular function: protein binding. The transcript is spliced from 8 exons. NCBI's taxonomy places the organism in Eukaryota, Metazoa, Chordata, Aves, Passeriformes, Pipridae. The record is from RefSeq and is a predicted model, not a curated record. The coding region runs from base 1 to 624 and encodes 207 amino acids.